AUGUUACCAAAAGUUCGUCGAUUUCUUAAUAAUAAUAAUAAUUCCUAUGCAACAAAUAAUAGAUUAGCUUUAUCAACAGAACGUUUAAGUAAUACUUCAAGUUCAGAAGAUGAAAAUAAUGUUUAUACACAAACUUUAUUAUAUAUUGUUCAUGUUGAUGAAAUUGAAUUAGGAAAUGAUCAAGUAUAUGAGAAUAAUGAUAAUCAAUUAAUGAGAAGAAUAUCAAAACGAACAACGGCAAGUUUUAAUGAAUCACAAAACGAAAUUCAAACACCAAGAUUACCAAUAGCAACACCACCUUCAAUUAGUUUUUCCAAUCCAUUUCGACAUUUACUGAAAACAACGGAUAAAUCUACACAAAGUCCAGCUACAUCGACACCUAAUCUUAAUGUAACACCAUUAUGUUCUUCGACAGCUAAAAAAUCUUCUCUUUUAAAUCGAACACGUUUUCAUAAUCGAAAUAAUAAUGAAUUAUUUCCUCCUCCACCACCUGAAUUUCUUUAUGAUAAUCCAAUUAUCACUAAAACUAAACAACCAAUUAUACAAGCAAAUGGUCCCGGUUUAAAAGAUGGUUUUGUUGGUGAUCAUUGUCAAUUCGAUUUAAUUGCACCUGAUGCUGAAUUACAAAAACUGAUUAUUGCUAUUGAUGGUCCAUCGAAAGCUGAUAUUCAAAUUCAAGUUCUCAAUACAGAAAUUUAUCGAGUUUAUUAUAAAUGUGAAUUACCUGGUAAUUAUCAUAUAUCAUUGACAUAUGAUGGUGAACAUAUUGAUCGUUCACCUUAUCAUUUAUCAUUACAUGUUCAACCGUCUCAAGAACAAGUUGUUCCACUUCCGAACAUUCCAGUUCGUGCAAGGAUUGAACCUGUAGAAUUUUAUGUUGAUACUCCAUGUAUAGUCAGUGUUCGUCCAGAAACACCAUGUAAUGUUUUUCAAGCUUAUAUUCAAGCACCUCAAGGAAAUAUGAAUCUACCAAUAAUCGUUCAUAAAUCAGCAAAAUCAGAAUGUUAUGAAAUCUAUUUUAUACCAAAUACAUGUGGUAAUCAUUGGCUUAAUGUAAAUCUUAAUCAUAUACCAAUUAUUGAUAAUCCUUAUCGAUUAGUUGUACAAACAAAUUUUUCCACGAAAUCAAAAGUAAAUAGUAAAGAAGAACUAUUUCAUGCAUACGUCGGAGAACUAAGCCAAUUUUUUGUAUCAAAAUCACCAUAUGAUUCAUUAUCAAGAACAGGACAUUUUUCUGUGGGUAUCAAUGGACCAUCAACUGUUUUCCUGGAUGCUACUGAAACUGAUUAUGGUUAUGAAUUUCAUUAUAAACCAAUUCGACCAGGAAAAUAUUUAAUAACGAUGAAAAAUGCUGGAAAACAUAUUCCAGGAAGUCCAUUUCUUUGUCAUGUUUAUGAUAAAAUUAAUGAAAAUCGAUCGACUAAUUGUGAUAAAUUAGUACCUACUCAAUUGAAAUCAAAUAAUAAUAGUACUCUUAUAGAUGUUGAUAUUCUUCGUUCAUCAAUGACGGGCAAAGCUUCACAAAUAUGUGUCUUUGGAACUGGUCUUUACGAAGCUAAGAAACAACGAAAAGCAACAUUUAAAAUUGAUGCUAGUCAAGCAGGUUCUGGUUCACUAUUAGUUGGUCUUUAUUCUCCUCUUGGACCUUGUGAACGUCUUGUUAUUAAACGUAUAAUGCCAUCAUCUCCUGGUUUUAUCUAUAAAGUAUCAUAUCGAGUACGAACACGUGGUCAAUAUAUAUUAACAAUUCUCUAUGGAAUAGAUAAUGAACAUGUACCUGGCAGUCCUUAUCUUGUGAUGGUUGAAUGA
Adineta steineri is the source of this 1809-nucleotide messenger RNA. Lineage: Eukaryota; Metazoa; Rotifera; Eurotatoria; Adinetida; Adinetidae. The record is from the annotation of a GenBank genome assembly.